AUGAACAGGCUUCGCAAGAAUGAAAUGCUCUGUGACGUUUCUAUCAAAGUCGAAGAAAAGACCUUCAAGUGCCACAAGAAUGUCCUCGCUGGGUCUUGUCCCUACUUCGAUGCAAUGUUCGCGUCUGAAAUGGUAGAAACGACGAUGCAAGAGAUCCAGCUUCAUGAAAUCUCUGCGGAAGCGAUGGAACUACUGAUCGAUUACUGCUACACAGCGCAAAUAACAAUCGAAGAACGAAAUGUUCAACAACUUCUUCCUGCUGCGUGUCUUCUUCAGAUGACCGAAAUUCAACACUACUGCUGCGAAUUUCUCUCAAAACAGCUCGAUCCAUCCAACUGCCUCGGAAUCCGCGCCUUUGCGGACACCCACCACUGCUCAGAGCUCCUCAACAUUUCAUCAACCUACUGUGCCCAGCAUUUCGAAGAAGUCGCCAGCAACGAGGAGUUCAAGAACCUCCCCUAUGACUAG
Molecule: messenger RNA, 468 nt
Organism: Oikopleura dioica
Lineage: Eukaryota; Metazoa; Chordata; Appendicularia; Copelata; Oikopleuridae
Source: the annotation of a GenBank genome assembly